Molecule: messenger RNA, 743 nt
Organism: Coregonus clupeaformis (lake whitefish)
Lineage: Eukaryota; Metazoa; Chordata; Actinopteri; Salmoniformes; Salmonidae
Gene: hpcal4
Product: hippocalcin like 4
Exons: 5
Coding region: 168-743 (191 amino acids)
Molecular function (GO): calcium ion binding
Source: RefSeq, a predicted model, not a curated record
GAGAGAGCGUGAGUCAACGGGACAACUUGCUGUUGUGAACUAGACCUCACUUGUUUCAGAGCUUUUGAGAAAAUAAUUGCAGCAGCAACGUAAAAGGAUUGAUUUUGUGUGUAAAGAUCUGAAGAAUCUAGUGUUCCUCUAACUAUUUCAAGAGAGGAUACUUUGUGAUGGGGAAAGGAAACAGUAAGCUGGCACCAGAGGUCCUGGAUGACCUCACCAAGAGUACUGAGUUCAACGAGGCUGAGCUCAAGCAGUGGUACAAAGGCUUCCUCAAAGACUGUCCCACCGGUAUACUGAAUCUAGAGGAGUUCCAACAACUAUAUGUCAAGUUCUUUCCGUAUGGCGAUGCGUCGAAGUUCGCCCAGCACGCCUUCCGGACCUUCGAUAAGAACGGUGACGGGACCAUCGACUUCCGAGAGUUUAUCUGUGCUCUGUCAAUCACCUCAAGGGGGAGCUUUGAGCAGAAACUAAACUGGGCCUUCAACAUGUAUGACUUAGACGGAGACGGCAAGAUCACACGCAUGGAGAUGCUGGAGAUCAUAGAGGCGAUCUAUAAGAUGGUUGGCACUGUGAUAAUGAUGCGUAUGAACGAGGACGGGCUGACUCCCCAGCAGCGCGUGGAUAAGAUCUUCUCCAAGAUGGAUAAAGAUCACAACGAUGAGAUCACACUGGAGGAGUUCAAAGAGGCAGCCAAGAGUGAUCCCUCCAUCGUCCUACUGCUGCAGUGUGACAUGCAGAAAUAG